Pan troglodytes (chimpanzee) is the source of this 4009-nucleotide messenger RNA. RefSeq names its product maestro heat-like repeat family member 5. Lineage: Eukaryota; Metazoa; Chordata; Mammalia; Primates; Hominidae. Gene Ontology annotation, cellular component: cytoplasm. The record is from RefSeq and is a predicted model, not a curated record.
UGGUGGGCUCCUGUGGGUCUGCACUGCACCCCAACCACGGACAGGCAGUGUUCUGAAAGGCCACACAGCCGCACCCCGAUGGGUAGAGUGUCGUCAGCCGUGUCCCAAAACUCCAGAAUCUCCCUCCCUGUCUCCACAUCCAUGAAGGACUCAUCUUGCAUGAAGGUACACCAGGACUCUGCCCGCAGGGACAAAUGGUCACACCCCACCACCAUCUUGCUUCACAAGUCGCAGAGCAGCCAGGCCACACUGAUGCCACAGGAGCACAGGAUGUUCAUGGCGGAAGCCUACAGUGCAGCCACCUGCUUCAAGAUGCUGCAGGACAUGAACAGUGCCGACCCCUUCCACUUGAAGUACAUCAUCAAGAAGAUCAAGAACAUGGCUCAUGGCUCCCCCAAGCUGGUGAUGGAAACCAUCCACGACUACUUCAGAGACAACCCAGAAAUCUCCAGCAGGCACAAGUUCCGGCUGUUCCAGACCCUGGAGAUGGUCAUCAGGGCCAGUGACGUCCUGGAGGAGACCUGGGAGAAAACUUUCACACGGCUCGCUCUGGAGAACAUGACCAAGGCCACGGAGCUGGAAGACAUAUACCAGGACGCGGCCAGCAACGUGCUGGUGGCCAUCUGCAGGCACUCGUGGCGGGCGGUGGCGCAGCAUCUGGAGACGGAGCUCCUGACGGGCGUCUUCCCACACAGAAGCCUCCUCUACGUGAUGGGCGUCCUGUCCUCCAGCGAGGAGCUCUUCAGCCAGGAAGACAAGGCCUGCUGGGAAGAGCAACUGAUCCAGAUGGCCAUCAAGUCAGUCCCGUUCCUGAGCACGGAUGUGUGGUCCAAGGAGCUGCUGUGGACACUCACCACGCCCAGCUGGACCCAACAGGAGCAGUCCCCUGAGAAGGCCUUCCUGUUCACCUACUAUGGGCUAAUCCUUCAAGCUGAAAAAAACGGUGCCACAGUCAGGAGACACCUGCAAGCCCUCCUGGAAACAUCCCACCAGUGGCCCAAGCAGAGGGAGGGCAUGGCUCUGACCUUGGGGCUGGCAGCCACACGCCACCUGGAUGACGUCUGGGCCGUCCUGGACCAGUUUGGCAGGAGCAGGCCCAUCAGAUGGAGUCUCCACAGCUCCUCCCCAAAGAACUCGGAGGACCUGCACUGGAAAUGGGCCAGCAGCACCAUCCUCCUGGCAUACGGCCAGGUGGCAGCCAAAGCCCGGGCCCACAUCCUCCCGUGGGUGGACAACAUCGUGUCCAGGAUGGUCUUCUACUUCCACUACAGCUCUUGGGACAAGACCCUGAAGCAGAGCUUCCUCACAGCCACCCUGAUGCUGAUGGGUGCGGUGAGCCGGAGUGAGGGCACCCACAGCUACGAGUUCUACCAGACCUCUGAGCUCCUCCAGUGUCUGACGGUUUUGAUGGAGAAGGAGCCCCAGGACACUCUGUGCACGCGGAGUCGCCAGCAGGCCAUGCACAUCGCGUCCAGCCUCUGCAAGCUGAGGCCUCCCAUAGACUUGGAAAGGAAGUCUCAGCUCCUGUCCACCUGCUUCCGCAGCGUGUUUGCCCUGCCACUGCUGGAUGCCCUGGAGAAGCACACCUGCCUCUUUCUGGAGCCUCCCAACAUCCAGAGCCUGUACAGCAGGACCAUGGAGGCACUGGACUUCAUGCUGCAAAGCCUCAUCAUGCAGAACCCCACCGCCGACGAGCUGCAUUUCCUGCUGUCGCACCUGUACAUCUGGCUGGCGCCGGAGAAGGCGCAUGAGCGGCAGCGGGCUGUGCACAGCUGCAUGAUCCUCCUCAAAUUCCUGAACCACAAUGGCUACUUGGACAUGAUGAUUCCCGUACUCUUAACACAGCCAAAAGAGGACUUCAAAAGGAUUGGGCAAUUGGUGGGCAUACUGGGGAUGCUGUGCCAGGACCCAGACAGGGCCACCCAGCGCUGCAGCCUGGAAGGGGCAAGCCAUCUCUACCAGCUCUUGAUGCGCCACAAAGCAGGAGAAGCUUUGCAGGCAGAAUCACAGGCCCCCAAGGAGCUCUCCCAGGCCCAUUCGGACGGAGCCCCACUCUGGAACAGCAGAGACCAGAAGGCCACUCCCCUGGGCCCCCAGGAGAUGGCAAAGAACCACAUCUUCCAGCUCUGCAGCUUCCAAGUCAUCAAGGAUAUCAUGCAGCAGCUCACACUGGCAGAGUUGAACGACCUCAUCUGGACGGCCAUCGACGGCCUGGGCUCCACCAGCCCCUUCCGCGUGCAGGCGGCCUCCGAGAUGCUGCUCACAGCCGUCCAGGAGCACGGGGCCAAGCUGGAGAUCGUUUCCAGCAUGGCCCAGGCCAUCCGCCUCCGCCUGUGCUCUGUCCACAUCCCCCAAGCCAAGGAAAAGACCCUGCACGCCAUCACCCUGCUGGCCCAGAGCCACACCCGCGAGCUGGUGGCCACCUUCCUGAACAUCUCCAUCCCCUUGGACAGCCACACCUUCCAGCUGUGGAGGGCCCUGGGGGCCGAGCAGCCCACGAGCCACCUGGUGCUGACCACACUGCUGGCCUGUCUGCAGGAGCGACCCCUGCCCACCGGUGCCAGCGACAGCAGCCCCUGCCCCAAGGAGAAGACCUACCUGCGCUCGCUGGCUGCCAUGAACAUGCUGCACGAGCUGCAGUUUGCCCGGGAGUUCAAGCAGGCCGUGCAGGAGGCCUACCCCAAGCUCUUCCUGGCCCUCCUCACCCAGAUGCACUAUGUCUUGGAGCUGAACCUGCCCGGCGAGCCCCAGCCCAAGCAGCAGGCCCAGGAGGCAGCCGUGCCCAGCCCCCAAAGCUGCAGCACGUCACUGGAGGCACUGAAGAGCCUGCUGUCCACCACAGGGCACUGGCAUGACUUUGCCCACCUGGAGCUGCAGGGAUCCUGGGGGCUCUUCACCACCAUCCACACCUACCCGAAGGGCGUGGGCCUCCUUGCCAGGGCCAUGGUGCAGAACCACUGCAGGCAGAUCCCAGCGGUGCUGCGUCAGCUGCUGCCCAGCCUGCAGAGCCCACAGGAGCGUGAGAGGAAGGUGGCCGUCCUCAUCCUCACCGAGUUCCUCUACAGCCCUGUCCUGCUGGAGGUGCUUCCCAAACAAGCUGCCUUGACCGUGCUGGCACAAGGCCUCCGCGACCCCAGCCCUGAGGUCCGCGUGUUGAGUCUGCAGGGCCUAAGCAACAUCCUCUUCCACCCAGAUAAGGGAAGCCUGCUCCAGGGACAGCUGCGGCCCUUCCUCGACGGCUUCUUCCAGAGCAGCGAGCAGGUGAUCGUGUGCGUCAUGGGCACCGUGUCAGACACGCUGCACCGCCUGGGCGCGCAGGGCACAGGGAACCAGAGCCUCAGCGUUGCCAUCAGCGCACGCUCCUUCUUUAAUGACGAGCGGGACGGGAUUCGGGCGGCAGCCAUGGCACUGUUCGGGGACCUGGUGGCAGCCAUGGCAGACAGGGAGCUGAGCGGCCUGCACCAGGUGCAUCAGAGCAUGGUGCCCCUGCUCCUGCACCUGAAGGACCAAUGCCCAGCUGUCGCCACGCAGGCCAAGUUCACCUUCUACCGCUGUGCUGUGCUGCUCCCCUGGCGGCUACUGCACACCCUCUUCUGCACGCUGGCCUGGGAGAGGGGCCUCAGCGCCCGCCACUUCCUCUGGACCUGCCUGAUGACCUGCAGCCAGGAGGAAUUCAGCAUCCACUUGUCACAGGCCCUCAGCUACCUGCACAGCCACUCCUGCCACAUCAAGACCUGGGUGACACUCUUCAUAGGCCACACCACCUGCUACCACCCCCAGGCCGUGUUCCAGAUGCUGAAUGCUGUGGACACCAACCUGCUAUUCCGCACUUUUGAACAUCUCAGAAGUGACCCUGAGCCCAGCAUCCGGGAAUUCGCCACCAGCCAGCUCUCCUUCCUCCAGAAGGUGUCGGCCAGACCCAAGCAGUGACCUCCAGCCAUCCUCCCCCACCCACCGCCUUCCCCUCCCGUGUCCACCUGGUCAGCCCUGCCCCAUCCGCCCCCCACAG